AUCAUGAGCGCAGUGUUGCCGUUCCCUUAUUAACUGCCCUGUGUAUAAUCCCAUUGUGCUGGGAUAAUUUGCCCUCGGCUGCUUGACGAGAUUUAUAAGUUACACUUCUGGUGGUGUAUAUAAUAGUGAAAGCCUGGGCGGGUUUUAAACCAUAACUGGAUGCUGAGACUCGAAUCUGGCAACCCCGCCUGGCUGUGAACUCUCCAUUCCGGACUGGACACAGAGCUGUGCUGACGGACUGAUGGACGUGUAGACAGAGAAGCAAACACAGGGCAAGAGGAUCGAGGAGAAGGAUGGAUGGAUUCACUGCUGCGGGUAGUAAAAGGAUGGAACCGAGCAGUUUCCCUGUUCAUGCGGAAUUACGCGCGGGUUUCCACGUUUUUCUUCACUGCGCAAAAUGAUGAUCUCGGCGGACAGAAACUUUUGUUGAUCAUCGCCUGAAUUCGGCUAUGACACUGAUGCACAUUUCUCACUCGGAUGAUUAGUUGAUCACUAGUUCAGGUCUCAUUAUGAUUGCUACUGGAGGCCUCCUGCGAAUCUCAGCAAGACGUCAGGAUUCUCUCCAAGCCAAAAACCGGGCAGAGAACAAGCGCAAGAGAAAAGCCAAAAAGAAGCGAAAGAAUGAGGUGGUGGUGGUUAAGGGCAAAUUGAAGCUCUGUUCAAUCUCUGGGCUGAUUGCUGCACUGGGCAUUAUUGUGCUGCUGGUUGGGAUUGCCUUGGCUGUAUUAGGCUACUGGCCUAAAGGAAGUCCGCUUUACCCAGGACUGCUCACAGUUAAAGGCUUACAGAAACAAGCCUGGACUGAUGGAAGAGGAGGACCCAAAGCAGUGAACUGGACCACUAGUGGCAAGCUCAUUUAUCAGCUGGAUAAAAAUCAUAUAAUCUCUAAUUAUACUAAUAACACAACUGAGGAAUCGCCAAAGUUGGGUGUUUUUGCUGAGUUUUUAAACAAACACUUGCAUUCAGACAAACUUAAAGUAUUUGGACCAUUGAUUAUGGGCAUUGGUAUCUUCCUGUUUAUUUGUGCUAAUGCAGUGCUGCAUGAAAACAGGGACAAAAAGACAAAAAUCAUUAACCUUAGGGACAUUUAUUCAACUGUUAUUGAUAUUCACAGUUUGCGAUCCAAGGACAAUGCUUCACUCAAUGGAUUUGUGAACUAUAUGCAAUCAAAGGGGGUAGAAGGCAAUCUGAGUUCUGUAUACAAUGCUGCUAUGCUAGCAAAAGGCUCAUGGCCAUCUUCAGACUCUUUCAAACAGGACCCAGACAGCCUGCCCUCAUCCAGAAAGUCAUCUACUGGCAAACUAGAAGACUUACCUUUGGAUAGUCUUGUGAUCAAAGACACAGUGUAUAGCAUUUGCAGGGAUCAGUCACCAGAGGCCAAGCAAUGGGAGACCAAAACAAUUGUAACUUCCUCAGUCAAUGCUUUCACGCUACCAUUGAUCAGGCUUAACCACAGGACAGCAGGAAACAGAAGGGGUUCAGAUAAAACCGGGGAGAUCAGAAGUGAAUAUCUGGAUUCGGAUGCUAUUCGUCAUUGCUACGAGUCACUAGCUGCAUCAGGGAGCAUCACCAAAGCUAAAGUGAAGACUUCACACACCCGAACCAUUCUUUCCCAGGACUCAGUGGAAGUUUAUAAGGGUAGCGAGAGCCUGCAAGAGAUGCCACAUCUCUCCCUUGAAGGCUCUAGGGUGCAACUCCUUCAGGCAUCCCCUGGUCCUAAAGUGACUGGCUCUCACCUGUCCUUAAGUGCCCUAUCUGACUACUCCAGGUCCAUUGACUUGGGUAUCUGCCCAUCCACCUCUGUGGAAAGGCACCUGGUGCAAACCAGGCGACGUAGCUGUCCUCGAUUGGAGGGCCUGAGCAGUGGGGGUUAUAUCAAACUCGAGGGUCUUGGAGGUGAGUCUUUUGAGUCCACUGAUGUGACAAGUUUUAGUCGUGGGAGUUCUUCUGAACUUUUGUCUAAAGGCCAAGUUUCAAAAAGUCCCCUUGUCUUGGAGGAAGGUGCUUCUGAUGAGCAUGGCAUGAUCAGACAGUACUCAAAAAAGGAAAAACUGGUGAUGAUUUCCCAGUCAGACACUACCUUAGAGGACCUGGAACUAGAGAGUGUAGAACUCUGACUGAGCCAUUGGAUUAAAUCAGUGAACUUGCAACUUGAAGUUUAAUUGACAUUACAUUCUAAAGUUAUCACAGCAAUGGAUCUUUUCCCUUGUGCUCUUACAGUGAAAAUAGAUACAUUAACUUGCUGUAUAGCUUUGGGUUGGGUACUAAUGAAUAUAUUAUGUUUCUUUCUUUGGAAUUACAUUUAAUGCCUUUUCAGAUUAAGAAUGAAAAAACUUGCAUUAGAGAGAACAGCAUCAAAAACAUGCUGGCAUGCCAUGAACAUUUAUAAUUGCUAUUUAAUAAGCAAACAAACAAACAAAAAAAAGUUUUGAAGUGUGGUAGCACAUCUCUAUAAGGUUUAAUUUUGUACUCACAGUAGAAAAAAAGGUAUGUGGCUGUUCCACCUGUCCACCAGUGUAUUUAUUUCUAGUCAAUUAAUGAGAAGUUGCUGUAUCAACAGCAUGUAUUUUAUACUGUAGUGUCCUUGCACUUUUUUUAUAUUAUCCAGAUUCAUUUUAAAGGUUUGACUAAAUACAUAGCAAUAUCUUAUUCGAACUGUCAUCUGCCUGAUGUAGACGCAUUAUGUUUGCAUUUGACCGGAGAAGAAGAGUUUUUAUUACGAUUGUAUGUUUCUUUUUAGAUGUCUUGCCUGUUUAGAAAUGGCUGUAAUGUUUUGUGCCUGAAUUCUGAUCUACGUCCACCCUCUAGCACAAUGAAUCAUUAUCAGGAUCAUAAACAUCUAUUCAAACCAUG
This is a messenger RNA of Tachysurus fulvidraco (yellow catfish), 2853 nucleotides long. RefSeq names its product transmembrane protein 200C, genome duplicate a (gene tmem200ca). Bases 510 to 2117 code for a protein of 535 amino acids. Lineage: Eukaryota; Metazoa; Chordata; Actinopteri; Siluriformes; Bagridae. The record is from RefSeq and is a predicted model, not a curated record. The transcript has 2 exons.